ACAAAAUAAGACUUCUCCCUCUUUCUUCUCUCUCUAUGCGCGAGGGAGAAAAAGUGCAAGUGCUCUUUCUCUCCCUCCUCCUCCAAACCCCUCUGUUUGUUCUUUUCAAAAUUUCUAGGGUUUCCGCCAUUGUUAACGAUUGAAGCUUAAAUUAGUCUAAUUAAAAAUGGCGACUCAAGCAGGAAGUCAAGGGAUAGACCCAGCAGUGUUGGACGACAUUAUCAGACGACUUUUGGAGGUUCGACUUGCUCGUCCUGGAAAACAAGUUCAGUUAUCGGAGACGGAGAUCCGGCAACUUUGCGUCGCUUCUCGUGAAAUCUUUAUGCAACAACCUAAUCUUCUCGAACUUCAAGCGCCUAUUAAGAUUUGCGGUGAUAUUCAUGGGCAGUAUAGCGAUUUGUUAAGGCUUUUUGAGUAUGGUGGUUUCCCUCCUCAAGCAAAUUAUUUAUUUCUGGGGGACUAUGUUGAUCGUGGAAGGCAAAGUCUUGAGACAAUAUGUCUUCUACUGGCCUACAAGAUUAAGUAUCCUGAGAACUUUUUUCUUCUCAGAGGAAAUCAUGAGUGUGCUUCUAUUAAUCGGAUAUAUGGAUUUUAUGAUGAAUGCAAGAGACGGUUUAAUGUGAGACUUUGGAAGACCUUUACAGAUUGCUUCAAUUGUCUUCCUGUUUCCGCUUUAGUAGAUGAUAAAAUACUGUGCAUGCAUGGUGGACUUUCUCCAGACUUGCAAAACAUGGACCAAAUUAGAAGCUUACCUCGCCCUGUUGCUGUCCCUGAUACUGGUCUGCUUUGUGAUUUGCUCUGGGCAGACCCUGGUCAUGAUGUUAAGGGAUGGGCGAUGAAUGAUAGAGGAGUUUCUUACACCUUUGGUGCUGAUAAGGUAUCAGAAUUUUUGUCAAAGCAUGAUUUGGACCUGGUUUGCCGUGCACAUCAGGUGGUGGAGGAUGGCUAUGAAUUCUUUGCAGAUAGGCAGUUGGUUACUAUAUUCUCAGCCCCAAACUACUGUGGUGAAUUUGAUAAUGCUGGAGCAAUGAUGAGUGUCGAUGAGAACCUUAUGUGCUCUUUCCAGAUCCUCAAGCCAGCAGAGAAGAAAAACAAAUUUUUGAUGUCGACGAAAAUGUGACUGUUGCUUUAUCAUGGUACCUUGGGUCUGAGAGGUUAGUUGAUUGGAGAAUGUACUUGACGCUGCCAGUAAUAGACUUGCUGGUUAUUGAGUAGAGACAAGUUCUACGUCUCCUCCUACGACUUCGUUAUCCAUAGCUGUAGUUCGGUAUGGCAGCCCCGAAAUAAUGAAUUCUCGCUAUGGCUCUUCUUUUCAUUGCUCAAUGGCGCCGGGCGCCGAUUAGUCGAUUACGAUGAUUUAGUUUCAUGUAUAUUUGUAGUACUCGCUCUUAGAUCUAUUUGUGGGUCAUUGUAUCAGUAAAGUAAAGCCCAUUUUCACACUGAGCUUUUUAGUAGUUUGUACCUUUUCGUCAUGUUGCAACAAGUGAUCAAAAAAAUGAAAAAUCUUGUGUAAGUUGAGUUGGCCUGAUAAUUCAAGAUCCCUGCGAAUUCACAAUUUCACAUUAAUGUGCACUGGGAGUUUAGUUUGA
Molecule: messenger RNA, 1589 nt
Organism: Beta vulgaris subsp. vulgaris (sugar beet)
Lineage: Eukaryota; Viridiplantae; Streptophyta; Magnoliopsida; Caryophyllales; Amaranthaceae
Product: serine/threonine-protein phosphatase PP1 isozyme 4
Exons: 4
Coding region: 167-1120 (317 amino acids)
Cellular component (GO): cytoplasm; nucleus
Molecular function (GO): protein serine/threonine phosphatase activity
Source: RefSeq, a predicted model, not a curated record